AAAUUUUAUCCAAAACGCCAACGCUAAUCUUUAGCGUUAUUCCCAAACAUGGCUAUGCAUUACUAUAUUUUGAAAAGCUAUUUUAUAUAAGCUAUUUUACAAGUGAAAAUUAUACUCCGUACUACUUAUUUAUAUAAGUAUAUUUACACCAAAAAUUCAAUCUAUCAAAAACAAAAAACAAAUAAAAAAAGUUCCCCCAAAGGUUGGUUAUGUAUUUUCUUCAGAAGUGCGAUCUCCAUUUUUUUCCUUCUCGCUUUUCUUUCAUCUAAUCUAUCUGGAGCAAUUCUUCAUUCUUGGUGAAUGUGAUGUGCGCGAAUGAAGCCUUCUCUCGGAUCACUGUGCCCUAGAAUGGGUGUUUUGACAUCCAAUUUGACUUUCUGGAAAAACAAAAUGAGUUUACCAAACUGAUUUAGGACGGCUAAGCUGUCGGUUUCAGCUAUAUGGACGAUCAAGAUAGUAAUGGCAGAGAUGCAAGCCCACCAUUGACGGCAAAUGACGGUUCAGUUAGAAAUGACCAUGUUUUCCCUCAACUAUUCACUUCCAUCAGUUCCAUGCCAAGGCUUAAUGAAGCAGCAUCUUAUCUUGCAGAAACAACUUCUCUGUUUACAAGCUGUCUCCCUGGUCUUUCCGGCUUGGCUGUUGGAGACUCUGGUGGACAGGAAAUGGUGACAUUUGGUUCUAGAAAUUCUGGAGGAUCUGUUACUACCUUUAAUACUCUUCUAGGUGCAACUGCAUUCCGAUCUUCAGAAUCAUCUAAUCAAGAAAUGCAUGCUCCACGCAUCCAUGAAGAAAUGACUAGUAGUUCAACAGAAUCAGAAAAAGAGCCAUUGUUAAACUGUAGUUCAGCAGAAUCAGAAAGAGAACCAUUGUUGAACUCUAGUGCGAUUCUGACAUCAGCUCAGUCAAAUCAAAAUGGCAUUUCUAUUUUUCAAGGUCUGAUUGAAAGAGUACAGAGGACAAUUCGUGGCUCAGCUGAUGAUAUUGGAUGGAUGCAGCGUGAUCCAGAAAUGCCUCCAGUAAAAGAUGGCACUCAAAGAUUUUUGGAGAUUAUUGAUUCUAUUAGGCAUGGUGUGCAUAGGUUGCCAAAGACAGUCGUAUACUUGCUCGUACCAGGCCUUUUCAGCAACCAUGGACCCCUUUACUUUGUUAAUACAAAAACAUCUUUCUCAAAAAUUGGACUAACUUGUCACAUUGCUAAAAUUCACAGUGAGGCAUCGGUCGAGAAAAAUGCCAGAGAGAUAAAACACUAUAUCGAAGAAAUGUUUUGGGGAUCUGGGAAACGAGUUCUGCUUCUUGGACACAGCAAAGGAGGGAUAGAUGCUGCUGCCGCUCUAUCCAUAUAUUGGUCUGAUCUGAAAGAUAAGGUUGCGGGGCUGGUACUUGCACAGAGUCCAUAUGGUGGGAGUCCGAUCGCCUCAGACAUACUGCGGCAAGGGCAGCUGGGUGAUUAUGUUAAUGCGCGCAAGCUUAUGGAGAUACUCAUCUGUAAAGUAAUCAAGGGAGACAUGCAAGCACUAGAAGACUUGACAUACGAAAGGAGGAAAGCCUUCCUAAAGAAACACCAAUUGCCAAGAGAACUCCCAACUGUGUCUUUCCACACAGAGGCAGGUAUCUCUCCUGUGGUCUUGGCCUCCCUGUCCCGCAUCGCACAUGCCGAACUGCCCACAUUUUCUGUGACCGGUCAGUCCACAAAACUCCCAGUGGUGAUGCCACUGGGGGCUGCAAUGGCAGCCUGUGCCCAGCUGCUUCAGAUCAGGUAUGGUGAGAAGAGUGACGGAUUGGUCACUUGCCGUGACGCGGAAGUGCCCGGUUCGGUCGUCGUGAAGCCAACCCGAAAACUGGACCACGCCUGGAUGGUGUAUUCAUCCCUGGGUGACGACCUGUCCGAAGCUGAUGCGUCUCAGGUUUGCGAAGCCCUUCUGACGUUAUUGGUCGAAGUUGGACAGGGAAAGAAACAGGCAAGUAGCAGCAAAUAAAAACAUGAAUGACUGGUUGCAGGUUUUGCACUAUGUACAUAUAAAUGAUGAUCGUCUUUAAAUGCCCUUCUGCAUAUUUUUUGUCAUAGAUUUUUACCCGUGCGAUGGCGAUAUAUGUGCAGAAAAAAGAAUACAAAAAUAGUAUAGUCUAUGUACAACGUAGAAAAAACAAAUAUUCCCCACUGUG
This is a messenger RNA of Cuscuta campestris, 2163 nucleotides long. NCBI's taxonomy places the organism in Eukaryota, Viridiplantae, Streptophyta, Magnoliopsida, Solanales, Convolvulaceae. The record is from the annotation of a GenBank genome assembly.